AUGGCGAGCGAGGCAGCACUGAACGGGGCGGUGGUGAAUGGGGCAGCAGUGAACGGGGCGGCGAUGAACGGUCACAGUGAGCACAGGGACGAGCCGGGAGCAAAGUGCCGGGAUGCUCUGCCGGGUAAGCAGAAGGCAGCAGCUGGCAGGGAUGCGGCAGCGAUGCACCCUGUUGGUGCAGUCAGCAGGGAUGCAGCAGCGAUGCAUCCUGGCGGAUCACCCUUGGAGGCAGCUGGCAGGGAUGCGGCGGCAGUGCACAGCAGCGGCACGGCUGGCAGCAUCGCCGGGGUGUACGUGGAGGCUAUGAAGAAGACGAUGAGCUUUUACGAUGCCACCAGAGAGCACCUGCUGAGCCUGGAGCCGGCGUUGCUUCUCCUCGAGGCGCAGGCGGCCACGGGUGGCAUUGCUGAUGUGGGGCAGAAGUCACACGUGUCCGUGGCAGAGGCCGUGCAGAGGGGGCUGGUGGGGCUGGAGCUGAAGGAGAGGCUGCUGGCUGCCGAGAGAGCAGCCGUUGGCUUCAAGGACCCCUACACGGAGGAGCAGAUCCCUCUGUUCCAGGCGCUGCAGAAGGAGCUGCUCGGGAGGGAGCAGGGCCUGCGGCUGCUGGAGGCCCAGCUGGCAACCGGGGGCCUCAUCGACUUGGCCACAGGCAGGCGGCUCCGGGCAGAGGCUGCCUGCGAGAAGGGGCUCCUGGAUGAGGAGACGGGGCAGCUCCUGUCUGACGGCAGCGAGGAGAGCAAAGGGUUCCUCGACCCCAACAGCAUGGAGAGGGUCAGCUACGCGGAGCUCAGGGGGCGAUGCGUGGUGGAUCCGGCCUCGGGGCUCCUCCUGCUGCCCCUGCAGCUCACAUUUGCAGGGCUGGGGGGGCGAGUGAGCGGCACGGAGCUGCAGGACGCCGGCAUCAUCAGCCCCGACACGCUCAGGGCUCUGCAGGAGGGGAAGGUGUCAGCCGGGGAGGUGGCAGAGGACGACGCGGUGCAGCGGUUCCUGCGCGGCACAAGGAGCGUGGCCGGCGUGGUUCUGCCCUCCGGGGAGCGGAGGAGCCUCUACCAGGCACUGCAGGAGCACCUCCUGCUGCCCGGCGCUGCGUUGGCGCUGCUGCAGGUGCAAGCCUCCACCGGCAGCCUGAUCGACCCCAUCCAGAACAGGAGCUUCUCCGUGGAUGAGGCCGUCAGGAGCGGCCUCGUCGGCCCCGAGCUGCAUGAGAAACUGUCUUCAGCAGAGAGGUCCAUCAGCGGCUACAGGGACCCCCGCACCGGGGAGAUGCUGUCCCUGUUCCAAGCCGUGAGCAAGGGCUUCGUCCCCAGGGACCACGGCCUCCACCUCCUGGAGGCUCAGAUGGCCACCGGCGGUGUCAUCGCUCCGGGCCGGCAUCUCCGUGUCCCCGCCGAGACCGCGUGCCGCUGGGGGUACCUGGAUGAGAGCACCCUGCAGCUCCUCGCCAAUCCCACCGAGGAAUCCAAAGGGUUCUUCCACCCCGGCUCCCAGGAGAAGCUGAGCUACGCAGAGCUGCUGGCGCAGUGCGUCACCGACCCCAGCACCGGGCUCCUGCUGCUGCCGCUCGGUGACGGAAGCCAAGGAACGCGUCUCUUCCUCGACCGCGGCGCCCAAACGGCUCUGGAGAACACAAAGGUGCCCGUCGCUGUAGGCAAGUUCAAAGGAAAGUCGGUGUCUCUCUGGAAGCUCCUUUUCUCUGACUACAUCCAGAGCGAGCAAAGAGCCGCCCUCACCCGGCAGCACCUGGAGGGAGCGCUCUCCAUGCGGGAGAUGGCCGAGGCCGUCCGUGCCGCUGUGGAGGAAAUGGCUUCUGCAGCCAACAUCACUUUUGAAGGGCUGAGGGGACGCGUGACCGCCGACCAGCUCCUGAGCUCCGAGAUCAUCAACCGGGAUCUGUUCAAGAAACUGAAGGAGGGGGAAACGUCAGCCAAGGAAGUAGUGGGCAUGGACACGGUCAGGAAGUACCUGGAAGGGACGGGGAGCAUCGCUGGGCUGCUGCUUCCCGAAUCCCAGGAGAAGAUCAGCAUCUACCAGGCCAAGAGGAAGGGGCUUCUGAGGCCAGGGACGUCGCUGAUCCUCCUGGAGGCUCAGGCUGCCACCGGCUUCGUCAUUGACCCGGCAGCCAACAAACGUUACUCUGUGGACGAGGCUUUAAGGGCAAACGUCAUCGGCCCCGACGUCUACGACAAGCUGCUGUCAGCAGAGAAAUGUGUCACCGGGUACCGAGACCCCUGCUCAGGGGACAAGAUCUCGCUCUUCCAGGCCAUGCAGAAGGAGCUGAUCGUCAGGGAGCACGGCGUCCGCCUGCUGGAGGCCCAGAUCGCCACCGGCGGCAUCAUCGACCCCGUGCACAGCCACCGCAUCCCCGUGGAGGUGGCCUACAAGCGCGGCUACCUGGACAAGAAGAUGACCGUCAUCCUGUCCGACCCCAGCGACGACACCAAGGGCUUCUUCGACCCCAACACGGAGGAGAACCUCACCUACCUGCAGCUGAAGGAGAAGUGCGUGACGGAGCCGGGCAGCGGUCUCUGCCUGCUCCCCUUGAACAGCAAGAGGCGGCAGUUUGUGGAUGCUGCCACGCGUGAGCUGUUCUGCAGCUCCUGGAUGCCCGUCCGCUUCGGGCGUCUGCGCGGAGAGAGGGUCUCUGUGUGGGAGCUGCUGACCUCCGAGUAUUUCAGCGAGGGGCGGCGCCGCGAGAUCUUCAACCACUACCGGCUGAAGAAGCUCAGCCUGGAGCAGAUCCGGGCCAUGCUGGAGGAGGAGAUGAAGAAGUGGGCCCCCAUCAAGUUCCCGGCCCUGAGGGGCAGCGUCAGCGCGUACCACCUGAUGGAGACGGGCAUCAUUGACAGGACCCUGCUGGAGGAGGUGCUGGAGGGGUCCGUCAGCCCCGAGGAAGUCCUGCGCAUGGACUCGGUCAGAAAGUACCUCUACGGCUCCGGCAGCAUCGGAGGCAUCGUGCUCCAGCCCUCGAACCAGAGGAUGAGCAUCUACGAGGCCAUGAAACAGAACAUCGUGGUACCCGGAGUGGCCCUACCGCUCCUGGAGGCGCAGGCUGCCACGGGUUUCAUCAUCGACCCCGUGAACAACCAGAAGCUCCGUGUGGACGAGGCCGUCAAGGAGGGCGUCAUCGGGCCGGAGGUGCACGAGAAGCUGCAGCAAGCAGAAGGGGCAGUGUCAGGCUACAAAGACCCCUUCACAGGCAGGAAGAUUCCCCUCUUCCAGGCCAUGAAGAAGGGUCUGAUUGCGGACAAGCAGGCCAUGCAGCUGAUGGAGGUGCAGAUGGCGACCGGAGGCAUCAUCGACCCCGCGUGUGGCCACCACGUCCCCAUCGAGGCCGCCCAGAAGCGCGGGUGCCUGGAUGAGGACACAAGCAGAGCCCUUUCCGAGCCCAGCGACAGCAACAGAGCCUUCUGCGUCCCAGACAGCAAGGAGAACGUGAGCUACGCUGAGCUCAUCCAGCGUUGCCAGAAGGACGAGGAGUCUGGCUUCCACCUGCUGCCUCUGCUGCAGACGGCCGCUCCUGCCUACACGGAUGAGCAAAUCCAGCGGCUCUUCCAGGAAACCGUGGUGAAGGAGAAAGGAGUCUCCCUCUGGGCGCUCAUCCACUCCGGGUACUUCACCGAAGAGCAGCGGAGGAGCUUCGUGGAGAGGUUCCGUGCAAAGGAAAUGUCGCUGCAGCAGCUGAUUGCGCUGGUGCUUGGGCUGGUGGGGGAGAUGGAAAUGAAAGCCCGCACCCACAUCGUGCUGGGGGGUCUGCAGGGCAGCGUCCCUGCCGUCCGGCUGCUGGAGGCCGGCAUCCUCACGGAGAAGAUGUUUGAAGAGCUGGCUCAGGGCAUCCGAACUCCUGAGGAGGUGGCUGAAGUGAGCGGCGUGAAGAGGUACCUGCAGGGCACGGGCAGCAUCGCUGGGGUGAUCCUAGAGGAAUCCAAACAGAAAAUGAGUUUUUACGACGCCGUGAAGAAUAACCUCCUCCUGCCCGGGGUUGCCCUGAAGCUGCUGGAAGCUCAGGCGGCCACCGGGUACCUCACCGACCCCGCCACCGGCCACAGGCUCAGCGUGAGGGACGCUGUGCGGGCCGGCGUCGUUGGCGAAGAGCUCACCGAGACGCUGCUCCGUGCGGAGCGGGCGGUGGUGGGCUACACAGACCCCUACACCGGGAGCCCCAUCUCCCUGUGCCAGGCGGUCCGGAAGGAGCUCGUUCCCAUGGCUGAUGCUCUGCCUUUGCUGGAGGCCCAGCUGGCCGCCGGAGGAGUCAUCGAUCCCAUCCACCACCAUCACCUCCCGCUCCAGGCUGCGUACAGGUAUGGCUUCUUCGACGAGGACUUGAAGCGAAGCCUCGCGCAGCUGAACGACAGCACCCAGGUCUUCUUUGACCCGAACGCGAAGGAAAACGUGACCUACCAGCAGCUGAAGGACCGGUGCGUUUAUGAGGCUGAGACGGGUCUCUGGCUCCUUCCUCUGUCCAAAAAUGCAAUGUUCUGCGUGGACGAACAAACCGUGGAGGUGCUCAAAUCCGUGACCGUCUGCGUCAACGUAGGGCGCUUCAAAGGGCAGACGGUGUCCGUCUGGGACCUCCUCAACUCUGAGUACAUCACGGACGGCAAAAGGAGAGAGCUGGUGCAGAAAUACAAAGACGAGAAUGCCGAAGCACUGCGAGAAAUCGUAACGACUGUCACCACCAUUAUCGCAGAGACCGAGGCACAAGGCAGGAAGUUUGCCUUCAAAGGUCUGCGGAAAAAGGUGUCCGCCGGUGAUCUCUUCCGGUCCCAGCUGAUAGACAAAAAAACCCUCGACGAGCUCAACCAGGGCAAGAAAACGGUCCAAGAAGUCACCAAAAUGGACUCUGUCCGCAUAUACCUGGAGGGCAGCAAUUUCAUAGCGGGGGUCAUCAUCCAGCCGAGCAACGAGAAGAUGAGCAUCUACCAGGCCAUGAGGAAGGGCAUCCUGAGGCCGGGCACGGCGCUGGUGCUGCUGGAGGCGCAGGCCGCCACCGGCUUCAUCAUCGACCCAGAGAAAAACAAGAAAUUCUCCGUGGAGGAGGCGCUGGAGGCCGGACUCGUUGGCGUGGAGGUUUAUGAAAAGCUGCUCUCUGCAGAAAGAGCUGUGACGGGCUACGUUGACCCCUACACAAAAGCACCCAUGUCCCUCUUCGAAGCCAUGAACCAAGGGCUGAUCGUGAAGAGCCACGGCGUCCGCCUGCUGGAGGCCCAGAUCGCCACCGGCGGCAUCAUCGACCCCGUGCACAGCCACCGCAUCCCCGUGGAGGUGGCCUACAGGCGCGGGUACUUCAAUGAGGAGAUGAACCGCGUCCUGUCCAACCCCAGCGACGACACCAAGGGCUUCUUCGACCCCAACACGCACGAGAACCUCACCUACAUGCAGCUCCUGGAGAGGUGCGUUCAGGACGCAGAGACGGGGUUGUACAUGCUGCAGGUUGUGCAGGAAGGGGGGAAAUACUUCUACGUCGAUGAGCUGACGAGACAGGUUCUGCAGUCAAAGCCCCUUCAAGUGAAAGUUGGAAGAUUCAAGGACCAAACGGUGUCCGUCUGGGACAUCCUCUACUCUCACUAUAUCUCGGAGCAGAAAAGGAAAGAACUGUUAAAGCAAUACAAAGGCAAGACUCUUACUCUGGAAGACCUUACAGCUCUCAUCCUCAAAGUAAUUGAGGAUACAGAGCAAAAAGGAGAAGCCCUCAAGGUUAAAGGACUGCGGGGCGAGGUGUCGGUGUCAGAGCUGUUCAGCUCGGAGAUAAUUGACAAGGGGACUCUGGAGCAGCUGCAGGAUGGGAGCCUGACGCUUGACAGCCUCACCAAGCGGGACGCAGUCAGAAGGUACCUGGAUGGCACCGGGAGCAUCGCCGGAGUGCUCCUGCCAUCAAGGAAAGAGAGGAUGAGCAUCUACCAGGCAAUGGAGAGGGGGCUCCUCUCCGAGCAGUGUGCGCUGGGGCUGCUGGAGGCGCAGGCUGCCACCGGCUUCAUCAUCGACCCAGUAAAGAACCAGAAGGUCUCCGUGGACGAGGCCGUCUCCUGCGGGCUGGUGGGCAGCGAGCUGCACGAGAAGCUGCUGUCUGCAGAGAGAGCCAUGACAGGAUACACGGACCCCCAGGUAGGCGCUAAGAUCUCCCUCUUCCAGGCCAUGAGGAGUAAGGUAGCAGCCAAGGAGCACGGCAUCCGUCUGCUGGAGGCCCAGAUGGCCACUGGUGGCAUCGUCGACCCCGUGCACAGCCACCGCCUGCCUGUGGAGGUGGCCUACCGGCGCGGCCACCUGGACGGGGACACGUUCCUCCUGCUUUCUGAUCCCGACCACGGCAGCAAAGGAUUUAUAGACCCAAACAUCCGCGAGAAAAGCAGCUACAGUCAGCUCCUGAAACGGUGCACCAGAGACACAGACACGGGGCUGUACCUGCUGCCGCUCCUGGAGAAAGAGGAGGACUAUUUCUACAUCGACGAGCGCACAAAGAAAGCACUGAUGGCAACCAGGGUGGAGGUGUCCGUCGGGAAAUACAAAGGCAGUGAAUUGUCGCUGUGGGAACUGCUGUGCUCCGAGUACAUCACAGAAGAGAAGAGAAAAGAACUCGUGCAAAAAUAUAAAGAGGAAUCCCACCACAUCGUGCAGAGAAUCAUCGACGUAAUAUUAAACAUCAUCAGGGAGAAAGAGCAACACAGAAGCGACGUUUGGUUCCAAGGCAUCAGGCAACAAAUCACAGCGUCAGAGCUUCUCAGCGCACAGAUAAUAACAGAGGAAACCAUGCGAAAACUCAAGGAAGGAAAAGAGACGGCAGAAGAAAUAGCAAAGAAGGAGGAUGUGAGACGAUACCUCGAGGGAACGGGCAGCAUCGCCGGCGUGCUGGUGCCCUCCAAGGCCGACCCUGCCAAGACGGAGAAGAUGAGCAUCUACCAGGCCAUGUGGAAGGGCAUCCUGAGGCCGGGGACAGCACUCGUGCUGCUGGAGGCGCAGGCUGCCACCGGCUUCAUCAUCGACCCAGUAAAGAACCAGAAGCUCUCCGUGGACGAGGCCGUCUCCUGCGGGCUGGUGGGCAGCGAGCUGCACGAGAAGCUGCUGUCGGCCGAGAGGGCCGUCACGGGCUACACCGACCCCUACAGCGGCGCCCAGAUCUCCCUCUUCCAGGCCAUGCAGAAGGGGCUGAUCGUCAGGGAGCACGGCAUCCGCCUGCUGGAGGCCCAGAUCGCCACCGGCGGCAUCAUCGACCCCGUGCACAGCCACCGCCUGCCCGUCCAAGCCGCCUUCCAGCGCGGCUACUUUGACCACGAGAUGAGCCGCGUCCUGUCCGACCCCAGCGACGACACCAAGGGCUUCUUCGACCCCAACACGCACGAGAACCUCACCUACAUGCAGCUCCUGCGCCGCUGCGUGCCCGACCCGGACACGGGGCUGUAUUUCCUUAAGAUUUUUGCUAACCAAGGACCCGGCCCUGAGCGAGGCUCUGUGUGCAGCACAGCCCGAAUAUUGAACCUUCAAACCUACACUGAGGUGCAUCGGGAGCUGCCGGCUCUCGGAGCAGCUGCAGCGCUGCCGAGCCACAGCGGCCGGCUGUAUUUUGGCUGGGUUGGUGGCACGGGGCAGGGCCCGCGUGUCAGCCCCCGGGGCGGGGAAGCGGAGGAUUUAAAUGGGGAGCCGGCCUCGGCUGCUCGUCCUGCCAGAGAGGCGGUGGGAGGAGGAGGAACGCAGCCCGGUGGGGAGCAACGGCUCCGGAUCGGUGUCCAGCAGACAAACGCGGUGCUCCACGGCAGCAGGACUGUUGCCCAGAGACAGAAGAUGAGUGGAGCCUUUCAGAACAACAAGCCAAGCAACACGGCAAUGAACCCGACCGCAAGCAGGCGCACAGAGAUGCGCGGGGAUGGGAGUAACUUCAUAGCUGGCGUCUUCAUCCAGGCGAAGAACAAGAAGCUGAGCAUCUACGAAGCCAUGAUCAGGGGGCUCCUGACGCCGGGCACAGCCCUGGUGCUGCUGGAGGCACAGGCUGCGUCGGGGCUCCUCACCGACCCCGUGAGCAACGCAAAGCUGUCAGUGAAAGAGGCGCUGAGCGCGGGACUCAUCGGCAGGGAUUUCUAUGAGAAGCUGCUGUCAGCAGAGGGAGCCGUGACCGGGUACACGGAGCCGUACACGGGACACAAGAUCUCCCUCUUCCAGGCCAUGCAGAAGGAGUUCAUCGUGAAGGAACACGCCAUCCGCCUGCUGGAGGCCCAGAUCGCCACCGGCGGCAUCAUCGACCCGUCCAACGGCGACCGCCUGCCCGUGGAGGCGGCCCACCAGCGCGGCUACUUUGACCACGAGAUGUGCCAGUUCCUCCUGAACCCAAAGAACCAAACCAGAAGUUGUUUCGACCCCAACACGCACGAGAACCUCACUUACACGCAGCUCCUGCGCCGCUGCGUGCCCGACCCCGACACGGGGCUGCUCAUGCUGCACGUGAUGGACAAAGGAUCCGUGCUCUUCCAGCUCAACAAGGACGCCCGCAAAGCCCUGCAGGCUGCCCGCACCACCGUCAGUGUGGGGCUCUUCCAGGGCUCUUCCAGCGUCACCGUCUGGGAGCUCCUCUUCUCUCGCUACGUCUCUGAUCACCAGAGAGAGGAGCUGCUGAGGAAAUACAAAGCAGGGACGGUGACCGUCCCGGAGAUGAUCAUCAUUCUCACCGCCAUCAUCGCUGGGGUGGAAACGGGAAACGGAGACCUGGGCUCAUCCACAGCAACAGCCGACGGUGAGAUAGGAGAGUCACAGCCGGCGCAGGACGCGCGCUCCCAGGAGCAGCAGUUGAGAAAGUCUUUAAAGUCUGCCACCAUCCAUGUCGCCGCCGGUGAGUUGCAGGGACAAAACGUCUCCUUGUUGGAUCUGCUCUUUUCCACCUACAUCCCUCAGGAGAAGCGGCAGGAGCUGCUGGAGCUGUACAGGGCAGGGAUACUGAGCACGGAACAGGUGGCUGCUGCUGUCAGCACCGUCAUCAACGGAACAGAAGCUGCGAAUAUCAGACCCACGGCGAAUGCUGGGAAUCCACAAAAAGCAGAGGAAAAUGGGGAUGGCUGUUCAGCACGAGACAACGCCUUGAAGUCUACCACCAUUGACGUCCCAGCCGGUGAGUUCUCUGUGUGGGACCUGCUCUUCUCUGACUGCAUCCCUGAGGACAAGAGGCAGGAGCUCCUGGAGCUAGCUAUCAGCAGUGCCGUGACACACAGCAAAGAAAGACAUCUCGCAGCCCUUCCCCAGCAGACAGUGGAUCUCCUUCAGUCUGAAGGCUCUUACAUUACCUUCGGGCAGUUCCAGGAGCAGAGGGUGUCGGUGUGGGAGCUCCUCUCCACCAAGCAGGUCUCCGAGUACAAACGAGAAGCGUGCCUCGACAUUUACGGCACGGGAGGGCUGACUGUGAACAAGAUCACCAUCACCACCACCGUUGUCACAGGCACACAGGGAAAGAAGAGGCAGCACCAGGGCCUCUAG
Messenger RNA from Lagopus leucura (white-tailed ptarmigan), 9450 nucleotides. It is a transcript of the gene EPPK1, whose product is annotated as epiplakin 1. Gene Ontology annotation, biological process: intermediate filament bundle assembly; wound healing. The transcript is spliced from 6 exons. Gene Ontology annotation, molecular function: structural molecule activity; keratin filament binding. Gene Ontology annotation, cellular component: cell junction; membrane; keratin filament. The coding region runs from base 1 to 9450 and encodes 3149 amino acids. NCBI's taxonomy places the organism in Eukaryota, Metazoa, Chordata, Aves, Galliformes, Phasianidae. The record is from RefSeq and is a predicted model, not a curated record.